AUGCCUUUCGAUGUUAGUGAACCUCAAGUUGAAGGACACGACGGCUUUGCCAGAUUCUACUGGAAACAUGACGAACAAUUGCAUCCUUUGAGAAGGAAAAAAGGUAGUGCAGAGGAUGGUCAUGCUCCCAUGGAAAGAACAAGAUAUGCAUAUGAAAAGUAUCGUGAAGUUAGAAGUCAAAUUACAUCUGGUCGAACCUUUACAGUAAACUUUGACGAAGGAAAGAACAAAGAAGGCUUCAUGGGAGUACUUGCUGCCAUAAAAGACGGAAAUAAGAAAGGACACAAUCUCAGAUUGACCAUAACAGAUUUGGAUGGUCACAUUUACUAUGCACAUGGCAAUGAACAAACAGCCGCAAAACUUCUUGACGCUUUCAAGACUACAAAGAGAGUACAAAUGGUUGACUCCGACUCAGACAUUUUGAAUGCAAUUGAAGGAAUUGCAAGUGUCAAGUUCGAAUGGUACCAACCUAACCCUCAAGCAGUCAGACAACAUGCUGGAUACUUCCCGUUCAUAAAUAAGUCUGACAUUGACUUGA
Trichomonas vaginalis G3 is the source of this 538-nucleotide messenger RNA. RefSeq lists its product as uncharacterized. The record is from RefSeq and is a predicted model, not a curated record. The transcript has a single exon. The annotation marks the transcript as partial. NCBI's taxonomy places the organism in Eukaryota, Parabasalia, Trichomonadida, Trichomonadidae.